AUGCAGUUUUACAAGUUAUUUCCUUAUCUUUUUUCUCUGGCUAAUGUGGAUAAUUCUUGGAUUACUGACAACAGGUUUUGGCACAGUUCAGUGUGGACUUGGAGGGUACAGUUUGCUGCCCAGACAAUGCAUCAGCCUGCGACUGCUGUUGUAGGAGAUCUACUUCAAAUUUUUCUAUCAACUCAGCCGGUUCUGGAACAGCCGGAUCAGUUCAUUUGGUGGAGACAUCCCAUCGAUUAUUCAAUGAAGGAUUGUUAUUGCUUGAUUCCUCCUUGUACAAACAUGUUUCUCAUCGAAGAAGAUGUUUUGGUGUAUUUAAGAUCCCUUUGGAAUUCAAAAAUUACAACUGUGUUGGAUGAUGCUGAGGAGAAACAAAUCACAAAUCCUGCUGUCAAACAAUGGCUGGAUGAACUCACACAUGCUGUUUUUGAUACUGUGGGUAUGGGAGGCAAAUCGCAAGACGGUUUGAAGGUUGGAGAGCUAAAAGCAUUUCCUCAUCUACAAGGAAAACUUUCCAUUUCAAAGCUACAGAAUGUUACUGAUCCCUUUGAAGCUUUUCAACCUAACUUGAAAAGAAAAGAGAAAGUCGACGAGCUAUCAUUAGAAUGGGAUUAUGGGAUUGUGAUCAUUGUUGGUGGUCAGUGGUCACUUCCACCACUUGGAAAAUUACUUAGUCUUUCUGGUAUGAAAUCAUUGAAGAUUGUUGGUGCUGAAUUCUAUGGAAGUAGUUCUAGUUCCUCUUCAUUUCAACCAUCUCCAUCCUUGCAGAUUUUGCACUUCGAGGAUAUAUGCCAGAGUGGGAGGAAUGGAACUUGA
This is a messenger RNA of Vicia faba (fava bean), 816 nucleotides long. The record is from the annotation of a GenBank genome assembly. NCBI's taxonomy places the organism in Eukaryota, Viridiplantae, Streptophyta, Magnoliopsida, Fabales, Fabaceae.